AUGGCUUCUACGGAUGGCCCAUUCCGGGCCGUUAUAUACCUUCCAACAACGGAGGCGUAUGAUCGAUGGGCUGCAGUCUACGAUACCGACGGCAAUUUCUUGCAGGCUCUUGAUGACUUGGAAAUGAGCAAACUCUUUUCCAAAUUCAGAGCCGCACUAAACCCUUCAGCAAGUCCCAGAAAGCUUGUCGAUCUAGGCUGUGGGACAGGUCGUAAUACUGCACAGUUACUCGGGGUCGAGGACGCCACGGUUGUGGCCCUUGAUGCAAGUCCUGGAAUGCUAGCUGUCGCUGAAAAACGGCUGAACGAUCUCGUCAAAGCAGCACAAGGCGGAGGAGCACAGUCAUCGGGUCAUGAUAAGCUGGCAAUGGGAAUUUUUGAUCUCUUAACUUGCGACAUCCCUCCAGAAACUGCAAGACAAGCAGAUGGAGUCAUCAGUACCUUGGUGCUGGAGCACAUUCCACUCGACACUUAUUUCCGUCACGUCAGCCAAAUGUUGAAACCUGAUGGAGUGUUGCUACUUACAAACAUGCACAGCGACAUGGGCCGAAUCAGUCAGGCCGGAUUUGUUGACACCAUGACUGGAGAAAAGGUCCGUCCCACCAGCUACGCGCAUACUGUUGAGGAUGUGAUCACCGAGGCAAGAAGACACGGCCUGGUAGCGAUCAGUGAUGAAGAGACAGACAGUGCCGGGCUCAUGGAAAGGGCAGUAACUGAGGAAUUGGUUGAACGAUUGGGCUCCCGGAGUAAAAAGUGGGUGGGAAUCAACUGCUGGUUUGGCGGACUCUUAAGAAAGGUAGACGACGCAUCGACGCAGAUUGAAGACGGAGUAUAG
Molecule: messenger RNA, 834 nt
Organism: Pestalotiopsis fici W106-1
Lineage: Eukaryota; Fungi; Ascomycota; Sordariomycetes; Amphisphaeriales; Sporocadaceae
Exons: 1
Coding region: 1-834 (277 amino acids)
Molecular function (GO): S-adenosylmethionine-dependent methyltransferase activity
Source: RefSeq, a predicted model, not a curated record